Metopolophium dirhodum (rose-grain aphid) is the source of this 1078-nucleotide messenger RNA. RefSeq lists its product as uncharacterized. The transcript has 4 exons. The coding region runs from base 516 to 1028 and encodes 170 amino acids. NCBI's taxonomy places the organism in Eukaryota, Metazoa, Arthropoda, Insecta, Hemiptera, Aphididae. The record is from RefSeq and is a predicted model, not a curated record.
UCUAAGCAUUGACAUUUAGUAAAUGUGAAAACAUUUGGCUGGACAGGUUAUGUUAGCAACAAUUAAAAUUCAUAUAAUGUAAUUGGUUUUUGAGAAUGAAUGUAUACAUUCUAAUUUAUUUUAAAUCCUGUUUGUAAUAAUUUAAAUUCAUGUAAUGUAAUUUGCUGUUGUAUAUGAACAUGUUUCAGCACCCAUCUAAGGUAAGGUUAUUGUAGAAAUUUAUUCAAGGAGGGUAUUGACCAUGGUAAAAGGUGAAUGUCAUAAACAUUUGGCUGGGAUAGGUUAUGUUAGCGUCAAUUUAAAGUCAUGUAAUGUGAUUUUGCUGUUGUACCUGUAUGUUCAUGUUUUAGCAGGUUUCUAUAAUGUAAGGCUAUGACCAUUUGUAUACUUAAUUAUUGAAGUAGUGGUAAAAAUCUGUGUAUAAAAGACAGAGGGAAUUCUCUAAUAUUCACCAGUCUUCAAGAUUUCAUCCCAGGACAAGAAGCUCAGUUCAACAGAAAUACUACCAAAAUAAAAUGUCGUACCGUACAAUUGCUUCAACUGAUUCAGAGAAUGAACAUUUUAGCGAAUCAAUUGAUAUAAGACCGUCUUUUUCAAAAACAAAACCUGGAUUAAAACGUUCUGCAGAAAAAACAAGUGUUAAAAAACCUAUGAAAAAGAAGCAGAAUAAAAUGAAUGCAUCAUACAGAGAUAAUAUCAGCGAACGCUUGAGAUCAGAAGAUUUUGAUGUUGAAGUAUUUAAUUCGCUAACAUUCAGACAAGGAGAUGGCGUUGUGACAAUAAAGACGCCUUUUGAAGAAAAAGGAAAGGAUCUUUGGGUGCUAAGUCAUUAUAAGGUUACUAACAUCGAGAAUGUACCAGUAAAGGACAGAUGGAAGUUCAGUGAAGCUACUGUUAGAUUGUACACGACCGACGAAUCAAAAGAUCAAACACUUCAUACUGGUCUUAAUGAGACAAUGCAAAUUAUAUUUGAUAAAUUACUAACCGAUCCAAAGCGUCAAACUAUUAAAAGCAAGACGGUUGUUUGAUUAUUAUACGGAAAAAUGAGUUUCAUUUAAUAAAACAAAAUAUUAUUAUA